Molecule: messenger RNA, 2205 nt
Organism: Lentinula edodes (shiitake mushroom)
Lineage: Eukaryota; Fungi; Basidiomycota; Agaricomycetes; Agaricales; Omphalotaceae
Product: adaptin N terminal region-domain-containing protein
Exons: 10
Coding region: 1-2205 (734 amino acids)
Biological process (GO): vesicle-mediated transport; intracellular protein transport
Cellular component (GO): membrane coat
Molecular function (GO): clathrin binding
Source: RefSeq, a predicted model, not a curated record
AUGAGCAUUAAAGCUCCAAGAAAGGGUGAAAAUUACGAGCUCAGCGUCGAUCUCAACAGUGAAUACCGCGAAAAGCGCAAAGAUGCUAUCAAGCGAGUCAUAGCUUCUAUGACCGUUGGUAAAGAUGUCAGCGGUCUUUUCCCGGAUGUUCUCAAGAACAUGCAAACAGACGAUCUGGAACAGAAGAAACUUGUAUACCUCUACCUAAUGAACUAUGCCAAAACCCAGCCUGAACUGGUCAUCCUUGCCGUCAACACCUUUGUGAAAGACAGCGACGAUCCUAACCCUCUCGUUAGAGCGCUGGCAAUACGGACUAUGGGCGUACUACGAGCAGAGAAGAUAAUCGAUUAUCUUUGUGACCCGCUUCAGAAAUGUCUUAGAGACGAGAACCCAUAUGUACGGAAGACUGCAGCCCUUUGCGUGGCAAAACUAUACGAUUUGAAGCCGGAGUUGGUCAUCGACAACGGAUUCCUGGAGCAGUUACAUGAGAUGAUUGCAGAUAGUAACCCAAUGGUAGUAGCCAACACUGUAGCUGCCUUAACGGAUAUACAUAUUGCAGCGAGUUCCCAGCCAUCUAUAUCCCCUAACGAUCCCGCUUUAUUCCCUAUAUCCUCCUCUAUCCUCACGAAACUUUUAAUCGCGCUAAACGAAUGCUCAGAGUGGGGUCGGGUUGCUAUCUUGAACGCGUUGGCUCGAUAUGUUGCCAAGGACGACAAGGAAAGCGAACAUAUUUGUGAGCGUGUGGUUCCUCAAUUCCAGCAUGUGAACGGUAGCGUUGUGCUGGCUGCUGUAAAGGUUAUCAUGAUCCAUAUGCGGGGCGUCCGGAGAGAAGACCUCAUCAAACAGCUUGUGCGCAAGAUGGCCCCGCCAUUGGUCACGCUCCUUUCCUCGCCUCCCGAAGUCCAAUGGGUAGCAUUGCGCAACAUCAACCUACUACUUCAGAAGCGACCUGACAUUCUAUCGAACGAAAUGCGUGUCUUCUUCUGCAAAUAUAACGAUCCACUAUAUGUCAAAGUUGAGAAACUAGAUAUCAUGGUGAGACUAGCUGGAGAAAACAAUGUCGAUGCACUGUUGAGUGAGCUAAAGGAGUAUGCAUCCGAAGUUGACGUGGAUUUCGUUCGGAAGAGCAUCAAAGCCAUCGGCCAGACUGCUAUCAAAAUCGAUGCCGCCGCCGAACGAUGUGUACAUGUCCUUCUAGAUCUUAUAGACACUCGAGUUAGUUAUGUUGUUCAAGAGGCCGUUGUCGUGAUGAAAGAUAUUUUCCGAAAAUACCCCUCAACGUAUGAGGGUAUCAUACCCACUCUUUGUGCGAAUCUUGACGAACUGGAUGAGCCAGAGGCCAAGGCUUCCCUCAUUUGGAUCAUUGGCGAAUACGCCAAUAAAAUUGAUAAUGCAGACGAGCUUUUGGGUAUCUUUGUUGAUACCUUCACGGAAGAGUCUUACCCUGUCCAAUUGCAAACACUUACUGCCGUGGUGAAGCUCUUCUUGAAGAAGCCGGAUUCGUCUCAGGGGAUCGUCCAACGAAUCUUAAAUACGGCUACCAAGGACUGUGACUCACCCGAUGUUCGUGACCGAGCGUACAUUUAUUGGCGUCUGUUAUCAACAGACCCUGGAGCUGCCAAGGCCGUGGUGUUGGCACAAAGACCGCCUAUUUCUAUCCCCAGAACAACAGUAGCGCCGGCAUUAUUGGAGGAACUCCUCGGGGAGGUAUCGAGUCUUGCUAGUGUCUAUCACAAACCAGAGGAGACAUUCGUUGGUAAAGGCAGGGUGGGAGCAGAAUCAUUACAACGUAAAACCGAUGCUCCAGACGAUCGGUUCUCCACACAAAAAGCUCUACAAACAGUUGCUGCCGGACAGCAAGCUGAGAAUCUGCUUGACUUUGACGAUGCACCUGCCGUGGAAGGUCGACCAUCUGGUCUCGCCGCAACCGAAGUACUUUCACAUACACCGGCAGCUGCAAACCUCCUUGCAGGAACCUCAAGCAAUCCACUGGACGAUCUCGUGUCGAUUUUUGGUGCUCCUGCUACUCCUGCACCUCCUUCUGCCAAUUCACAUGAUAUCUUCGGUGGCUUGGGCGUGAAUUCAGCUUUCUCUUCAGGUGGUACAGGUUCGCUCGGAUCUCCGGCUGUACAAUCUCCCUCUGUUGCGGUUCCGCCACUUCAAAAGAAUCAGCAGCCUGAGGAUGAUCUGUUGGGAUUGUUUUAG